Caenorhabditis remanei is the source of this 291-nucleotide messenger RNA. RefSeq lists its product as uncharacterized. Bases 1 to 291 code for a protein of 96 amino acids. The record is from RefSeq and is a predicted model, not a curated record. The transcript has 2 exons. Lineage: Eukaryota; Metazoa; Nematoda; Chromadorea; Rhabditida; Rhabditidae.
AUGAAAAUAUCCGAGUUUCUAUGGAAGUUCCGUUUCAUUGCAGAUUUCGCUGCAAUCGGAACGUUAUGCUUCAUGGCUAUUAUGACCUGUGUUGUUAUUCAUUUAACUAAUAAUAUUAUCGAUGAAAUUGAUGAAGUCAGAGAUGUUUUCAUGAGGAAGAAGCAUACUUUCGAGAUUUAUGCGAACGAUGCAGAAAAUCUGAUGCUCAGCGGCAAUCAUAUCGACGGGUUCUCAGAUUUGUUCAACACAAUGAUUCAAGUUCCACGGCGAUCAUCCAAUACGUGUAAUUAA